AUGGCAUCGCACGAUCUCGAGUCAAAGGUCUACAAGGAGAUCUACCUCCUCGCAUCCUCGGGCACCAGAGCCCAGAGCAGCGCUGCCCAGCUUCUCGACAAGCUGAAGCUGACCCCCGCCGGCGCCACCACCAGCCUCGCCGAGAUUCUCGUGAGCCUGAGAGACAUGUUCGGCUGGACCUGCCUUCACUACGCCGCUGUCCGCGGAAACGAGGAAAUGAUCAGCGAGCUCUGCGGCGAGGUGAAGAAGGCGCUCGAGGACGUGACCCUGAACAGCUGGGUCAACGCGAUGGACACGUCCUCGCUGGGCGACACGGCGCUGCACAUCGCAGCGCGCGAGAUGCACGUCGGCCAGCCCGCCAAGCAGAACCGCGAGGGCCAGACGGCCGAGGAGAUCGUGCAGGCCGUGGUUCGCAAGGGCCAGCAGAUCCUCCAGGCCAUGGCCAGCCCGCCCGAGCCAGUCCAUGAGGGGCCGAGCCGCGCCGUUUAA
Lasiosphaeria miniovina is the source of this 489-nucleotide messenger RNA. RefSeq lists its product as uncharacterized. Bases 1 to 489 code for a protein of 162 amino acids. Gene Ontology annotation, molecular function: protein binding. The transcript is spliced from 3 exons. The record is from RefSeq and is a predicted model, not a curated record. Lineage: Eukaryota; Fungi; Ascomycota; Sordariomycetes; Sordariales; Lasiosphaeriaceae.